Marchantia polymorpha subsp. ruderalis is the source of this 2384-nucleotide messenger RNA. The record is from the annotation of a GenBank genome assembly. NCBI's taxonomy places the organism in Eukaryota, Viridiplantae, Streptophyta, Marchantiopsida, Marchantiales, Marchantiaceae.
GCGUUGGUGAGGCAGGCAGGCCUGAGGGGGAGGGGGACGAUGCUGCAUCGGCAUUGCUUGCUCGAUUGCUUGCCUGCUUGCCUGCCUGCCUGCCCCAUUUGGCGAGAGGGAAAGGCGUAGCGCAGCGUGAUAAGGCGGGGCUCGUCGUCUGCUUAACCCAGUCGCUCCCGAGGUCGGGAGCUGAUGCGACAGGGUUGAUCUGGCGGUGAUGCGUGUGGCUUGUGAUCUGGUCGAUGGUGGCGGAGUACAGAGUUUUGUGUUCUGAUUGAAGAGAGAGAGAGAGAGAGAGAGAGAGAGGAGAUCAGUUUGGAGCGGAGGUGGAGAGGAGGGCAGACGGUCGGUUGGAAAUGCGGAGGUAGAUCGAGGCGAGGACGUGGUGGUGGUGCAAUCGGCCGUGGGGUGGGGGUGGGGGUGUGGGUGGGGAAGCUCGGGAGGGCGAAAUGGAGUUUCCCGAUGUGUUGGCAUCGAAUCAGGCGACACUUUACGGUGUUCUGCUUGCGGGAGCGCUGAUUUUCUUGGGGUUGUUGAUGAGACCCAAAUCCAAGAAUCUGCCUCCCGUGGUGCGGACCAUUCCGGUUAUCGGAGGCUUGUUGAAGUUUCUGAAUGGGCCCGUGCAGAUGGCAAGGGAAGAGUAUGACAGGUUGGGGCCAGUAUUUACCUGCAAGGUUUUGACGAGGAACAUCACAUUUCUGAUCGGUCCUGAGGUGAGUGAGAAUUUCUUCAAGGCGCCAGAAGCCGAGAUGAGUCAGAAGGAGGUCUACAAGUUCAAUGUGCCUACUUUUGGGCCCGAUGUCGUCUUCGCCGUGGAUUACCCCAUCCGCGUUGAGCAGUACCGGUUUUUCAUGGAGGCCUUGAAAGUCAGUCGCCUCAAAGGAUACGUGGAUGCUAUGGUGGAGGAAGCUCAGGAAUUUACGGCCAAGUGGGGGGACGAAGGUGAAGUCGAUCUGAAGGCAGAAUUGGAGCACCUGAUCAUUCUCACUGCGAGUCGUUGCCUUCUGGGGAUAGAGGUGCGGAGGCACCUGUUUGGUGAAGUCAGCGAGCUGAUCUACGAUUUGGACCAGGGUAUGGUGCCCAUCAGCGUUCUGUUUCCGUAUCUCCCGAUUGCCGUCCAUCGCAAGAGGGACAAAGCCCGCAAGAGACUCGAAGAAAUCUUCGGUGGAGUUAUUGAGAAGAGGAAAAAAUCGGGAGUUCAAGAAAACGAUAUGCUUCAGUCUUUUAUCGAUUCCAAGUACAAGGCCGAUGGACGACCCACCACACACAGUGAAUGCACCGGGUUGUUGAUCGCAGCUCUUUUUGGCGGACAACAUACGAGCUCCAUCACCUCAUCUUGGAUGGGAGCCUACCUGAUGAACAAACCGAGCGUUUUGGCCCAGGCACAGCAAGAGCAAUUGGAGAUGAUCAAGAAACACGGAGAAGAAUUGAACCACGAUGUCAUCUGUAAUAUGGAUUACCUGGCCCGCAUUAUGAAGGAAACUCUGCGCAUGCAUCCCCCACUUGUAAUGCUGCUGCGCUACGCCCACAAGGACUUCGACGUGGAAUGCAACGGCAAGACGUACACGGUUCCCAAGGGCCACGUGACCGCGGUGUCGCCUUCCGUGGCCGGCCGGCUUCCUCUCGUGUACCCGAACCCCGAUAACUUCGAUCCCGACAGGUACAUUCCCGGCAGAGAGGAAGAUAAGAAAGCUGGAGCCUUUUCGUACAUUCCCUUCGGCGGCGGUAGACAUGGAUGCUUGGGCGAAACUUUCGCUUACAUGCAGAUCAGAACCAUAUACAGUGUCAUGUUGAGGAACUUCGAGUUCGAGUUAGUGGGGGAUUUCCCUGAAGUAGAGUGGAAUGCGUUGGUUGUCGGACCCAAGGGUCCCAUCAAGACCAAAUACAGGAGAAGAAAGUUGAGUCAGGCCGAUGUCAAGACCGACCUUCUCCCACAGAGCACGCUUUAGAUUCCCACUUGCAGAGUAGGAAGGCGUGAUGGUGUGGCCAAUUUGGCACUUUCCAGGACCGGCAUAAUCUUGAGUUGGUAGCAAGCCCGACCGUCUCAUCGUAUACAGAAUGCUACUGUGGCUCAUACUUUUGUGGUCCUUGGGCUUCAAUUACAUCGUCGUGGCCGAAUUAGAUCAACUCUCUCGCAGGGAAGGCGAGAAGAUGGCCGUGGACGCUCAACUUCGACAGAGGAAUGUCGCGGUUGUUUCUUGGGCUUUCUGAGAGCGAGCUUGCAGAGCUCUGGGCAAAGCAACCCUGCUUCUUUAUCCCUUCCGGGAGCAAAUGAAGAACAGUACAGACUCUAGGCAGUACCGCACAUGCUUUGAAUGGUGGAAUGUCGGGAUUAAUUCCCAAUAUGCAGAAAUUUGGAACAACGAUUUUUUUAAUGAGGAGAAUUGAUCUGG